CUUAGAUUAAACGCACAUAAAUACCCAGUGAUCCCUGUGCUCGAUCCCAUACUCGGUCCCUCAACCUUCAGCCUCCAGAGAUGACUAGAUUUCUCCUUCUUCUGCUGGCUGCCGCCUUCAUUUCUCGGUCGGCAUGUGCCGACUCUGAAGUCCUUAGCCCCAGCAGCCCCCAGGUGCAGCAAGUGGCAAAUUUUGCUGUUGAAACCUACAACAGGAUGAACAGUUAUGCCUAUGCCUACAGAGUGAUGGCCAUCCAGUCUGUCAGCGCUCAGAUUUACCCUCCUUCGUACAUGAAAUACACCAUGACUGUGGAGGUAGGACAGACCAUCUGCAAGAACCAACCCAAUGUGAACCUGAAGGAUUGCAGCCUGCAGAGUUCAGGAAAGACGAUGACCUGUCGCUUUGUUGUGCUGGCUGUGCCGAACUCUGAUUUCUCAAGCCACCUCCUGGAGGAUCAGUGCCGCUAAUGUAGCCUUGGCAUUAGGGCUCUCUGGUGCAAUAGAGGACCCUGAAACAAUACAGCAUAGUGACUGGAACACAUGCAACAGAAUUAAACAUUAAAAAGUUUGUCAGC
Megalops cyprinoides (Indo-Pacific tarpon) is the source of this 574-nucleotide messenger RNA. Its product is annotated as cystatin-M-like. The transcript is spliced from 3 exons. Bases 81 to 467 code for a protein of 128 amino acids. Gene Ontology annotation, molecular function: cysteine-type endopeptidase inhibitor activity. The record is from RefSeq and is a predicted model, not a curated record. NCBI's taxonomy places the organism in Eukaryota, Metazoa, Chordata, Actinopteri, Elopiformes, Megalopidae.